AUGAUACUAAAUAAUCCUUCACUUCUUAUGUAUAUAUCAUUAUUAUUUUUAUCAGCUGUUAAUUCAUUAAGUUUCAGAAUAUCGAACUAUCGUUUAUCAUGGGCGAAUUGUGGACCUGUUAGCGAUCCAGCUCAAUUGAAAAGUCUAACUAUUAAUCCCGAUCCAAUUAGAGUACCAGGAAACAUCACCGUUACUGGCUCAGUUGGUAUAGCUUCUCAAAUUCCAACAGAUGUUCAUGCAUCAGUUUAUCUACAACGUAAAGUGGGACCAUUUUUUGUGAAAGUCCCUUGUGUUGAAAAUUUUGGUUCAUGCACCUAUGAUAAUGUUUGCGAUUUAUGGGCUACAUACUGUCCAAAGUAUGCUUCGAAAUAUGGUUUACCAUGUGAAUGUCCAAUUCCAGCGAAUACAUAUUCUGUAUCAAAUGCAGAUGUACUUAUAGAUAAACAUGUACCACCAGAAUUAUUAGGUGAAUAUCGGGCAACAGUUGAUAUUACUUCAAGUGAAGGCCAUCUGGCCUGUGUUGAUAUUGAUUUGACAAUCAAACGUUAA
Messenger RNA from Rotaria socialis, 549 nucleotides. Lineage: Eukaryota; Metazoa; Rotifera; Eurotatoria; Philodinida; Philodinidae. The record is from the annotation of a GenBank genome assembly.